Molecule: messenger RNA, 2202 nt
Organism: Helobdella robusta
Lineage: Eukaryota; Metazoa; Annelida; Clitellata; Rhynchobdellida; Glossiphoniidae
Exons: 7
Coding region: 1-2202 (733 amino acids)
Biological process (GO): spindle assembly; centrosome cycle
Cellular component (GO): centrosome; HAUS complex; mitotic spindle
Source: RefSeq, a predicted model, not a curated record
AUGUGUUUGCCUUUACUUCCGUCAAAUGAGGGUGGAACGGGCAGCGGCAGGACAGUCGUACUCCUCGUCCAGAGCGACUUUGAAAAUGACAGAAAUCGGGUCUUAAAAAAGAAGUUGUUCGUGGAAACAUUGAAAAAGAUUGGAUACAAUGUUAGUGGGUCAGAUUUAAGUGGCGACAAUUUCGAUUGGAUGUUCGACGAUGACAACCUUAAAGGAUUUUGCAGCUGGUUCUGCUCCAAUGUGGACCAAUCAAACUUCAUCCAUCCAUCUGAUGUCGAAAAGUUCACUAAACUCUCCUCAAGUGGAGCUGCAUUAGAGUUGGAGGAUGUCAAUAAGCUCCUGGCACAUGAACAAUCUCUUCUUGUUCAGAGAGACGAAAUGGAUUUUUACGAUGAUGACUUUGAAGACGUCAAUAAAAAUUCUGAAGGCAGGAUGAAUCACGUGCUGAACAAAAUAAAAUCAUCAAAAGAUAUUUUAUCAGAGAAUAAGAAGAAAAAGAUGCUUCUUAAAAAGCAGCAUGAGAUAUUAAACAAGCAGCUGAAACAAAUGAAAGAUGAAAAUUCAGUUAACGAGACUCUGGUUGGAUCAUUAGGAAAGCAAGUUGACUGUUCAUUGCUGCGACUUAAGAAGGAAGAUGAGGAUUGGAGUCUGGUGUCCGACAAAUUGUGUUUAUCUGUUCAAAAUGUCAUGAACUUUUAUGAAUCGUUCAUGAAAAGAAGUGAAGUUGUUGGUGAUUCAACUGAACUGAGUCCAGUGCUUGUUGAAACUGGACAAGUUAAUAAUGAUUUUGCAUCACUACAAAACUUUGAUGUUAUUUUGAAGCACAACAAUGAAUUUUUACAACUGGUUGAAGACUACAUGAGAUUUCAAUCCCAAAUUAAUAAUGCUGAUGAUGAGAGUUGGGAUAGCAGUAGCAGCAUUGUCAACAGCAAUAAGAGUAGUGGAGGAUUGAGUGACUCAGCAUGUCUGUCAGUAACUGAUCUAACCAGUGCCAAUGAUGACGAAGAUGACGUUUGCAAACCAGCUGCUUUGGAGAGCAUUAAAAAGUACUCGUUCUCAAGAGAGUGGAUGGAUGAUAUUUUUAUGAUCCAACGAUGUUUACAACCAACCGAACUAUCGUACAUCAUGGCCGACGUAAACAAGAGCAUGGUCAGUAUUGAAUGUGAUUUCCUUGAAAAGUAUAUCUCCGAUUUCAAGUCAUCACCAUCAUCAUCCGCGUUGCCGUCUAACAACAGCAACUAUCAUCAACACAACAUCAAGCUUAUGUCAGAAACUCUUUCUCGAAUAUAUAAUUCAGAACUUCCACCCAUCCUACAAAAAGUAGCUCAGUACAAAAUGCUUGAUGUGGUAGCGACUAACUACGACGAAAAGUUACAAAAGCAGGAAGAAGUGCUAACGUUCUUGGAUGGUGUUCUGAGUCAGUUCAUGAAGCACGAGUCGUUGAACUGCUGUUUGCACGCUGUUUUGCACUUGGAACAAAAGGAUCAUCGAAAUUUGAAGAUGAUGCUGAUGGCAAUCGAGUUGCUACUGGAGGAAGUUGUUUACAAGUCUGCCAUUAGACAGGCCAAGUUGAAAGAUAUGUUAUCAUCUUCAUCAUCGCAUUCAUCAUCGACUGAACAUGAUGGGAACAUGAUCCUGCCUACAGAGUCCUACCUCGGUCCUGUCAGCAACAUGUUGAACACCAUCCGAACAAACUAUGCCGACCAGAUGAAAGAUGCGGACAACAAUGAUGAUAGUGUUGGUGGUGGUGAGUUGUUCGUGACCGUUUCCAUGUUGUUAGAUCAGGCAAGGAGACUGAUGCGUAUGAAGCUGAGCAAGGAAUCAACAACUGCUCUCAAUAGAUGUCUCGCUCAUCAAAAUGCUGGCCUGCUGUGCAAGCAGCAACAGGAAACAGUUAAACUCUUCCCAUUGGACGAUUCAAAAUCGAACAAUCCAAUUAAUCGUGACCUCGGAUCAGACCUCACCUCCAAAUUGCUGCCCCAGUCAAUCAUAGCGAAGAUGAUCGAAUUGGAUGAUAUCUCGCAAAAAGUCAAAUUAUCAUUCACACCAAUUGUGCAAGAGAUUGAAGACAAGAAGAAGAUGUUGAGUGGAGAUGAACUGGCAUUGUAUGGUAGAAACUUGUUCAUCGAUUUCUUUCUACAUGAAAAUCGGCUGAAGAAAAGAGUCAAAGAACUAUUUGAUCGAACUCGACUAAUGCAAUGA